AUGCCAAUAGUACGCUCGAAUCUUUGCAUUCCAUUGUCAGAUUUGAAAAGUGUCAAUGAUGGAACUUCGAUGGAAGUGGAGACAAUUUCUAGGCCAUCGACCGUAUUCCGAGAAUCUUGCGUGAAAUGUGGAGUGUUUGGCGUGCAGGACGGAAGUGGAUAUGCCGAAUUUGGGAAUACUCGUGUUUUAGCACAAAUUCACGGUCCGGAAAGUGAUGAGAAAUGGGAAGAAGCAUAUGCGCGGGUGACUGUAAGCUUGAAUGGGGUGGAUGAACAGAAAAAUGCUGAAAUUCGUCCCCAAUUUUUCUCGGCCUUGUCUGCGGUUAUUUUUGUCGAUAAAUAUCCGGGGAAAGCUAUUGAUAUUGAAAUAACAGUGCUAUCUGAUGAUGGAGGCGCAUUGGCUGUUGGUCUUAUUGCUGGAUCGUUGGCAUUAGCACAUUCAGGAAUCGAGAAUAUGGGAUUAAUGUCAAGUGUUCAUGUCGCGAUGUGUGCUGAUGGAAGUUUUAUGACAGAUCCGAGUCACAAAGAAAUGGAAAAGCAUCAUUCUAAAGGAGGAAUCACUUUUGCUUUCGUGCCAAAUUUGAAUCAGGUGACGUGCAUUGAUGUGUACGGACGUAUUCCGCAUCAAUCAAUUGAAUCAUUAACUUCAUUCGCAAAAGAACGCGCAAUCAGUUUGAUUCCUACAUUACACAAGGCGAUAUUAAAUAGUGUUCGUGAAAGGAAUGCGUCGAAUUGUUGA
This is a messenger RNA of Caenorhabditis bovis, 738 nucleotides long. Lineage: Eukaryota; Metazoa; Nematoda; Chromadorea; Rhabditida; Rhabditidae. The record is from the annotation of a GenBank genome assembly.